UCCGAUAAUGGUUUGUGGGUAUAAGAGCCCGCAUUGCGAGGUCAAAGUGCAUCAGUCUUCGCCUGACCCUGGCACCAUGAACUUCGCCUCCGUGACUCACAUUCUGGUAUUGAUUCUCAUACUUCUAAUGGAGAUUUGUGCGGCAAGACCUUGGUGGAAUACCAACGAAGCUGGCUACGACGCCAGUCUGGAUCCUGUGGCCUGGUCGAGGUCCUUCGUCAAGGAUCAAGUGCGAAGAACACGCCACAAUACUCUCCCCACCGAAAGCAGAAGCAAUCAUCGUCAAGCUCCAAAGUAUCGCUACAAGAAACUCGCCAAAGUACUAGCUGGAAGUCAUCAGAAAGUCAGCACAAGACAUCACAAGAAAUUCCUAAGAAGACGCCAGAAAAUGACGGCACGUGAACGAUACUCGCUUUGGAGGCAAUAGCCUUUUGGCCAUAUUUCUAGGUGCUAAGCAUAAAUAUUAGUCAUAAUUAAUUAGCAUAUUAAACAAAAGACUUAAGACACAAA
Messenger RNA from Drosophila ananassae, 510 nucleotides. RefSeq lists its product as uncharacterized. NCBI's taxonomy places the organism in Eukaryota, Metazoa, Arthropoda, Insecta, Diptera, Drosophilidae. The record is from RefSeq and is a predicted model, not a curated record. The coding region runs from base 8 to 427 and encodes 139 amino acids. The transcript has a single exon.